GGCUAUAAUAAAUGUUGUGUGUGUGUUGGGGGGGGGGCAUUCAAAAAGGGUCAAAGAAACAAUUGCAAUUAAUAAUGGAUAUUUUCUUUUCACACAGUUGAGCUGUACAUUUUCUUUUGCUUAACAGAUUGGCCACAAUGUUUAGCUUUGGGAGGAUAUUCCCUGCUUGUAAAAGUAAAGUAUUUCAUAACUUGCGAAUUAAUUGGCAGAUGAUGUAAAGUUCAUCUGUUUCUAUGGACAAGGGUAAACAAUGGUGUCAUGUGGUCAGAACAACGACCAGCUGCCUUUACUUUCCCUAACUAAUGUCAAAUACCCAUUAGAAUUGGGUGGACGCAGGGGAGUCCUAAAAAUCCUGAAAUUCAAAAUCCCAGUCUAGCUUAAAUUUGAGCCUGAGACGCAUUGGUUCAGAAGCCAAGCACUUUACCACUCAGCCACCAUGUCCCAUACUUGAGCUUUAGUUAAUUCUUUUCAUAUUUAUGCUUGCAAAGUAAUAGUGUUAAAAAGAAUGGUACACCUAAUACUAUUAAAAACUGUGUUCCUUUUCAGUCUGGCUAUCUUUAGAAUGUUAUAGAAGGCCAAAUCUGUGGAAGUAAAAUCCUUGUCUAAAAACUAUAAAGUUACAGGCCAAUAAAUGCUUGCUAUUGAUUUCUCCCUCAUGCAUCUUUACAGCCAACACUGAUGCUGAAAAAUAUUUCAAGUUAAAUAGUUGUGCCUGCAACAGCUGUGAAGUUUCAUACACAGCUUUUUUUCAUUUGCGCUGACAUGUGGUUAUUCUUAAAACUUCAUAAAAUUAAAGAUGCUGGAUUCAAUAUAUAUGGCGCUGGUCAUCCAUCUUUUUUGUGAACACAAUUAUUAAAGGACAUGCAUAAUUAUUGUUAUUGUUGAACUAUUUAUCUGAUAUAUCAAUUAACAAUGACUCCAUCUAUUUGUAAGGAAUGUGGUUGUCGCUGUGAUUCAUGUGGAAACAGAGCUGAUUCCUACCAAUCUUGUCCCAACAGCCUGGACCUACAUCAGCAGAUUGCAGAGCUGCAUAGCCAGCUUCAGCGUAGCAAUAGCCACAUCUCCAACAUAGAGCAUGAACUCCUAGACAAUAAGCAAGCCAUGGAUGUUGAGCUGGCCAAGACGAGGGAGGACCUCAGUCGACUAAGGGAGAGAUAUGAAAGGUUGUUGGAGAGCCAUAAAAAAAUGCAGAAAAUCAAUCAUGACUUAGAAGAUAAACUGCUGAAAAUGGUUGGUAUUUUCGAAAAUGAAAAACUUUCUCUCCAAACGGAGAUAUCAUCAGUGAUGAAUAAAUUGGUAGAUGCCAGAAUUUUAAUCAAUCAGUUAGAUGAAGAAAGUGAGAGAUAUAGAAUGGAUUGUAACACAGCAGUUCAGUUACUACAAUGUAAACCUUCAAACUUUGUCUCACACAAACUCAACACACUGCCCAUAGAUUUGCAGGACAGGCUCAGGCAACACAUGACAAGGGAACAAAUCAUGGCUGCUGAGAAUGGUGUCAGCAUGCAGGAGGAGCAGAAACUGAUUCGGGUCCCUAUGGCAACUUUCCCUCCAUGUGCCAUGGUGUUUUCCCUCAACCAAAACAUCAACAAACCAAGCGAUCAGCAUAACGAAUCUGAUGCCAGCAAAGGUUUUGUUCCCAUGUCCCUAAUAACACGUGUGCUGACACAGAGAGAGUCAAGGAAGACUUACCCAAGAAUGUUCCUUUGCAUGGCAUGUAAGAAGGAUGUAUUUCAUGAGGACAAGGGUUGCCAGGUAGAUCUAUUACCCACUACUCCCAGAAGUGUUGAAAUCACAUCCAGACCUACAGUGGAGAGAAGCCAGAGCUUCAUCCAUUCUCUCAGCCCUAGAAACUCUAUGAAUUCUUUGCGCGGGGGAAACAAUUUUAAUUUUAGCAGCAAAGAAUACAGCACAAGCACGAGCUUGGAGAAUGAUUAUUGACUUGGUUUAGAAACUGUUUCAAUUAUCAACUCUUUGGCAUCAAAAUUAGACCAGUAUCUUUUGGUCAGUGAAUAUCUCAACAUUUGAGAGCAAAUAAAAAACUGACCAUCUGUGGUUAUUAAUUUAUUACAUAUGUCUAAACUUAAGUCCUGAUCUUACAAGAUCUUGUGCUGUUUUAUAAGUCUUCCUUGCUCAUACUGUUUUAAACCACGCAAAACUGCUGUGAACUGCAAUACAUAUUUGAAUAUGGCGUUGCUAAAUAUGAAAUCCAAUGAUUGGAUUUUUUAAAAAUCUCCAAGGGCUGAGAUCUCAAAAGUAAACAAACUGCCAUUGAUGACAGAUGUUUCACCCACAUCUAGCUCCAGCCACCAUCCAUUCACUCUUUUUGUCAUUGUCUACAUGAUUUUCUCUUUAUCAAUACUUGUGACCUAUAAAAUUUGUUUCAAAGCAGAUAUUUAUUGUAGUCAGCAUUUCCCCUUAAUACAAAAGAGGAAUUAUGUUGUUAAACCUCUUGUAGAAAGUUGGGUUUGGGAAAAAUGUAAGUUUUAUGUCUGAGUUUGAAUCAUUUGAUUUGAGUUAGUUUACUUUACUUAGUUACUACUGAACAUACAGUUUGAUAUUAAUAAAUUAUUCUACACAAUUUAGAACUUAAAAGAGGAUAAUUUUUUUUAUUCUUAUUGGAUGAAAGACUAAUGUUAUUAAGUAUCGAUUGGAUAUGCUGCUGUUUGAAAUUUUAAGCAGUUUAUUUGCUAUGCAAAUCUGCUGUUUUCAAAAGAAGUGUUUUCUUUAUUAUGAUUGAAAAUCAGAUGAAUAUCCACAAAUUUUGUCAUCAACUUAUGUUUUAUUUUUUUUAAAUAUAAAAACGUAUAGCUGGCUGUGUUGUAGAACUAACUGACAAAAGAAAUAAAAAUGAAAAUAGUUAAAUGAAUAAAAAAAAUAUUAAGCUUUUGUUUGUGUUUGUCUCUCCUUUCCAUGAACCUUUGGUUCCAACAGAUGCAUUUGUUCUUACUGUGUUUAUCAACAAUCAACCUAACGUUGACAGUUUGUCAUGUAAAGUUUCACAAAGUAUAGUUAGGACCUCUGGGCCUGUUUUCAUUUCACAUACUAGCCACAGAACCUUUUCUGUAACAAAAAAAAGAACAACUCUGAGAUGUUUCUUGUAACCAAUACAAAAUUCACUUCUUCGUUCUUGUUAACAAUGCCUAGUGUGGGGUGAAAUCCCCAACAUAACUGAAACUUUGUGUACAUCCUAAACUAGCCAUCCUCAAACUCUUAACAACUUUAGUAAUCACAGUUAGUUAUUUGCUGGAAAAUGUUCUUUAGAAGAUUGUGGGGUUCCUUGAAAAUAAAAAGUUCAGUAUUAAUAGUAGGAAGUAAAGGUUGAUUUUGAGUUAGCUUAUAAAAUUCAGUUCAGUUAUUGGGUAAGCUUUAAGUUUUAUACUGAAGUUUUUGUUAGGGUUUGAUCUAGUGUUACAUUAUGAGAAUCAUAAUAGUUUACCCAAAAGAUAACUUUGGUAAUAAUUUUCUGAUCAAUUAGUGCCAUGUUUUAUUUUUCUUCUUCAUUUUGGACACUUAUUUUGUGCUCGUUUCUGUCACCUACUUCUAACAAUUGUCCAGAUUCAGCAACAUACACUACAUCUACUAUCUUAUUUCAUGACCAUUUAUGUUUUAAAUGCCAUACCAGAGUUACCAAUUUUUUUCAUUUCUGAGUAUCUGCUUUAAUUCAUACUCUACUUGCAGUUCUAUCUUAUCAUGUCGUACUAACCUUAUGUCACAUUCCAUGUGUGUCAUUGUUAUGGUAUGUUGAAUGUUGUGUUAUUAAACUUAUUAACAAGUUCUUAAAGUGGAGAGGCAAAUUCAUCAUGUUUCUAUUGGCUAGGCAAAGACAUCUAAUUAUAAAGUGUAAAGAGAGUCUUAAUAUUUUGUUUGUUGAGCAAAGUAACAUGACUGCAUAGCAUAAAGUAUCUCUAAAUAUCACCUAACCAUAUAGCAUAUAAAAAUCUGUAUAUAUUUAGAAUAUUUUAUUUGUUAGGCUAAAUGCAAUAACUCUAUAGAAUAAAGCUUAUGCAUUCAAGGAAACUCAAUUGAACAGUCACAAACCUUACAAUAAAUUAGGAAGGUCAAUGAUAAAUAAUGCUUCCAUGUUAUGUACUGUUAAGUUCUGCAACACAAAAUCUUUCAUUGCCAUGCAUAAUUCACACAAAUCCUGGUUGCCUCUCUUCAGAUAUAAAGAGAGCUUAGUUGUGAAGGUGCACAUUAGUGCCAUUGUGAUGGAAUCAUAAGACUAUAUGUGAGUGUAUGUUGUUUAUGUAGCUUACAAAUAUUUUGACUCCUAAUACUCAAACUGCCUUUUUAAAUGUGAAUGUUUUGUUGUUUUUUUUUUGUUGUUGUUGGUGCUGUUCAUUUAUUGGGAAUAAUAGCAAAUUAUCUUGCCAAGAGGUCUGCAAAAAGGAUUAUGUCUGAAAAUUCCCUCCCCCUUUCUGUUUAGAAUCACUGCUUUAAAGAACUGUAGAUAAAAGUGUUGUAAUUAGUUUGUCUUGUACUCAGUACAUCCACCUGCACAUAUUGUUAUUGUAUAUUAAUCGGUAAUUACUGAUGACAGUAUUUGUCAAGGCUUAAAUUAUGAAUAUAUAAAUAUAGAUUUGACUUAAAAUCAUGUUUUCUCCCUAAGAUAUUUGAUUUUGUAUGCAGAUAAUUAUUAUUUUAGAAAAUCAUUAAUGUCUUCAUAUAUAUGUAGAAUAUUAAUUUAAUGUUACCUGGGCACCUGAUAUUAAGACUCACACAUUAACUUUAUAUAGAAUUUAGUAAGAUGUCCUUGGAGAAGUAAAGGCACUAGUUGUUGUGCUGGCCACAUGAUACCCUUGUUAACUCUUUCUCUCCUAACUGACGAUACCAGCGUUGAUUCCACCAGAAUGUGGUAAAUAAUUACGGAGAGAAAGAGUUAACCCCCAGCCAUAGAAACAGCUGAGCUUUAAGUCAUCUGCCCCAAUAGAUCACAAUGUCUGAAAGGGGAACUUUACCUUUACCCCAUCUACUAUAGCACAUUCUAGUACACUUUAACUAUGAAAAAAUAAAAUAAACUGAUUCUGGGAAAAAAUGGAUCAUGGGAAAACAUAAGUGCUAAAUUCUUUUUGUUACAUAGGAUUUGGUGGCCCAGUUAACAAAGUUUAUGAGUGCUAGUUUUGUUAGGAAGAUUUCUGAGUCCACCCAGCUUCAUGGGUUACCUGAAAGUUGUUGAGAAAAAUGAAAAUUAUUGUUUUGUCCUAAUUAAAUGUUGACUGUUUGCUACAGCAUUAGAUGCUGUUUACUAUUUAUCUGCCCUAUAGAUCCUUAGGUCUUAAAGUGGAAGCUAAACCGGUUUAAUAAAUAUUCUGAACUGUGGGUACAUAAUGAAAUAAAUUUAAUGACAUUUUAUGUAGAUAUAUGUUUAGCAUUUCUAAUAAACACAUUUGUAUCCAUAUAAAAGAGUAAAAUUUAUAUUCUUGAUGCUUGUUUCUUACUAUGUUGUUUACUGUCUUAUCCAUUUUUUUUCAAAACAGCUUUUUAAAAUGUUUUUAUUGUAAUUUUAUGGUUUCAUAAAAAAGUUUCUUAUUAAUACUUUUCUCAAAUUGUUCUAAAUAAAUUGCUGGCUAAAUGGUAAAUCCCUUGGCUUCUGAGAUUUAGAACUUUUUAAAGAUGUUAACCGUAAAAGGUACCCACAUUAGCCGGAGAAAAUAAAUUAAUUUGGUCAUUGUUUUGACCACAUGACAUUUUCCUUGAGUGCUACAUGGAUCAUUAAGUUUAAAAGUGGAACAUUCAAUUACUGUAAUCCUCCAACUUCACAGUCCAGAUAUUGUGCAGGAAGAAGUUGAUGGUCUAUUACUAAGUGCAAGGACUGAUGAUGCUAUGUCACUCCAUCAAUCCAGCAUUUGGUGAAUGUGCAUAAAUAAAAAUAGGCCUUGGUGUUUAUUACAAUUGAACUCUAAUCAUGUGUAUGUGUUCUCCAUUAGUCUCUUCUUUCAUGUGAAAAGACCACUAAAAGUUUUAGUAAAACCACAUCCUCCAACCAUCUUCUAAUAUUUUCAUUCCCAAUGUAAUUGUGUUGACUUUUGUUCUUCUUUGGCAUCUCACUUCACAAGUAGACAUUUUUUUUUCUCUGAACAAUCAAGUACACACUGCAAUGGCUCUCUACACUCGAGCUUCUAUCAUUUAGUCUUUUAUUAUUUUUUUAAAGAAAGACUCUUUAUAUGUUUGCAUUUUUAUCUAGGUGUGUUUUCUCUCCAUAAGUUCAACUAUUUCUUGAUGAAUGACAGUGUACAGCUGGUCAUGGAUGGAUUGACGGUAUAUUGCCUAAAGACAAAUUCAGUUCUGGGUAAAAAAAAAGAUAUUGUUAAUAAACUAAAAAGGCUGUAUUAAUGACAUAAAGUGAUGGGAGUCCAUAUGAGGAAGAAGGGAUGAUUGCAAAUAUAUUGGUAGAGUUGUAUAUAUUUGCUGUUGACAUGAAAUGGUAAACUUAUUUUGGUGCUAUUGACUAAAAAUAUCUUGUGAAACAUUUGGUUUCAGUAAUUGUUUUUUUUUUCAUGAGAUAUUCUGAUUAUUGUUAAACGUCUCUGCAUUUGACAUUGUUGGUUUUCCAAAUUUCUUAAAAUCUUGAAGUUAUAGUUAAUGUUUACAAAGCUUAUAUCAACUCACUCUGUCUGUCUGAUAAAAAGUUUGCACAUUAUUUUUCUUACACCCAAUCUCUGAUCAAGCUGAAAUUGUGCACAAUUAUUUCUUUCACCUGACAACACAAGAAUCAAUAAAAAAAAACAUCAAACAAUUAGUUAAUUAACUAUGGGUAAUUAAUUAUUUUGUUUGGUAUCUUGAACAAGGGAAAGAAAUUGUACUUGACUGAAGUGGUGUAUAAACUGAAUUAGUCCCCUUUAUAGGUCGUCUUCUGAGGCUUAGUGAACACAACAUCAAAUAGAAACAAUUUAUAUCUAUAUGAUCUUCCAUGUUCAUAACCUCUUCGCUAGCAGAGUGGUCACAGUGUUGGCUCAAGAAGCCUGAGAAGGCUUUAGCCUAUGAGUUCGAAUUCCAUUCAUUCCCUUUUUUUAAAAUACAUUUUAUAAGCGAUCAUUCAGAUACCCCGUUUUAUCUCCCCCGACCCCUUUCCAGCUGGUCCUGGUACAGACAAGUGAUAGGAUCAUAGCAUAUUGAGAAAGAUAAAAACAUGAAAUUCUGCUAAACAAAAAUCAAUUGGUAAAAAAAUAUUUCUAAUCGCACUUAUUAUUGUUAUUCUAGAUCUAUUAAUUAAAUUACAUGACUAAUCCAAACUAAUUGAUACACUUUAUAUAAGCUUUGUUUUGUUUUUUUUAUUAUAUUUAUGGGGCAUUUUGCUUUUUUAACUGCCCUUAUUAUUUUACAUCCAAUUGUUAUUGGAUGAGCUCUGUAGCUAUGUGAACUACUGCACUCCUCCUUCAGACUGAAAGACAGACCUUAUUAUUAUAAUUAGGCAUAAAGUUUAUCUUGAAAAUCUUUUUUUAGCAGCAUAUAUAAAUUUUUAGAACAAUUAUUUGCCUGCAUAAAAAUCUGUAAUCUAUAAAAAAAAAUUAUUUAAAAACAGUACAGUGAUGGCACAUUUAAGAUGAUAUAUGUUUUAACUAAACAUUGAUAACUUUGUUUGGGUGGUGGAUACCAAUGGGCUAGGGUUUUAUAUAUAAAUAUAAAAAGCACUAUUCAGAAUCAAUAAAUACUAGUAAAUUACAGAAUUAGAAUGACUCAAAAAUUAUGCCAGUGUCAUUUUUAUAUUUUUGUUCAUGUUACAUUCUCUGAUCUAAACAUCUUGACAGUUGUAUUUGUUUCAAAUGUUUAAACCAACAUGAAUAUUUAAUGGAACUAAAGUUGUUAAACAUUGAUGAUGAUGUAUAAUUACAUUGUUUACAUAACCAUUGGCCAGUGUAAAAAGUAAUGUUAAUAUGUGUAUAUAAUAUACAUUUGUACUUUUGAUAUUGCAUAUCAAACAUGUAUAUUGAUAUAAUGUUAAGUCUAGAUUAACACCAUUUUGAUGUCAACUAUAGAAAUAAAAAUAUGCUAUCAGCAA
This is a messenger RNA of Biomphalaria glabrata, 7999 nucleotides long. Its product is annotated as brain-enriched guanylate kinase-associated protein-like. The transcript has 8 exons. The coding region runs from base 913 to 1938 and encodes 341 amino acids. The record is from RefSeq and is a predicted model, not a curated record. Lineage: Eukaryota; Metazoa; Mollusca; Gastropoda; Planorbidae.